Ceutorhynchus assimilis (cabbage seed weevil) is the source of this 4908-nucleotide messenger RNA. Lineage: Eukaryota; Metazoa; Arthropoda; Insecta; Coleoptera; Curculionidae. The record is from the annotation of a GenBank genome assembly.
CUGACCAAGAGAAAAGAGUGGAAGUGGAGUAGUAUUGAGUAAAUCGAAACUGAAAACUAUUGCAGCAGUUCGUAAAAAAUUCGAUAUUUACCUGUUAUAGGGACUGUUCCAAAUGUGCAAACUGGCCAAAUAAGUAACAGACAAUAAAAAGCAAAUUCCCACUGAAAUUAAACAAUCCAAAAUCGCCUUGAAGAAAUCGAGGUCCAUUUUUUGAGGUUCACUUUCGGUCACGUGCCCGGGAAAGGUGAAAGGUGAUUGGUCGAGUGAGAGAGAGGUCGUCUUGCGCGUUUCAAAUCCGUGUAGUGUCCUUCUUCUGCCCUGCUGGUUCAAUUGAUGUUGAAAAUGGCUGCCCGUCCCAGUGUCAGUGUUUUCUUUGUUUAGGAGUUGGAAAAUUCGGGGAAAAAGUGUUCGAAAGUGAACGCGAAAAUGCCGAGUGCUUCCUUUACGGCCUCCAGGUCCUACGUGCGUCGUUCCCGCAGGAAAACGGGCGCAAAUCGUAUUCCGACACCUUCAAGAACGACAAAUGAACCCUGUGAACCAGCCUGCCCCGUCCAACCCAACCAAAACGCUCCAGCACCUUCAGCACCUGGUGGCUCUUCGUCACCUACACAAGGAACCCCACAACCGCCUCAAGUAGGAGGAGGUUCCGGUGGUCCACCCUUGGGAGGACCUUUGGCUGCUCACCAAUCACCUUAUGACCUGAGACGCAAGUCACCACAGCAUCAUGGCGGUGCAGAUGGUAACGUCGGUGUGCCAGGACCUAGCACAAGUGCAGCUACUGCCGGUGGGGCACCAGCAAGCCCGCCUUGUUCCAGUGGCGGCGCCUCCGGAAGUGGAUAUAGCUCAGCUAUGUUGCCCGCCCGGAAAAGACCUAGAAGAACUUGUUCAGCUUCAUAUGAAACUUGUACAAACACAGCUGCUCACUACCUCCAAUACGAGUUGCCAGACGAAGUGCUGCUCACCAUAUUUAACUACCUCUUGGAACAGGAUUUAUGCCGUGUCAGUCAAGUGUGUAAACGGUUCAAUGUAAUCGCCACUGACACUGAACUAUGGAAACGAAUUUAUCAGAAUGUUUACGAGUAUGACUUGCCUUUGUUCAAUCCUGCACCGUGCAGAUUUGAAUUUGUUAGCCCUGAAGAAUCCGAACUGGCCAAUCCAUGGAAAGAAUCCUUUAGGCAGCUGUAUAGGGGUAUCCAUGUGAGACCUGGUUAUCAGGAUCUUAGUUUUAGAGGAAGAAAUUUGGUCUUUUUUAAUACUGUGCAGGGUGCAUUAGAUUAUGCGGAUGAAAGAAGUGGUAGCAACAGCACUACGGGUUCAGUGACAGGAUCUUGCAGUAACCAUUCAACAGAGGCCACUGUUAGUACGCAACAAGGCGCACUUAUAUUUCUUCAUGCUGGCACUUAUCGAGGAGAAUUUUUGGUGAUUGAUUCAGAUAUUGCUUUAAUAGGUGCUGCUCCUGGUAAUGUGGCCGAGUCUGUUAUACUGGAAAGAGAAUCAGAGUCCACAGUUAUGUUUGUGGAGGGUGCCAAGAACGCCUAUGCAGGUCAUUUGACGUUAAAGUUUUCACCCGACGUGACGUCAACAGUACCCCAUCACAAACACUACUGUUUAGAAGUCGGCGAAAAUUGCAGUCCCACAAUUGAUCAUUGUAUCAUCAGAAGUACAUCAGUCGGUAAGUUUGGUGCUGCAGUUUGCGUUAGCGGCGUUGGCGCAAAUCCAGCAAUCCGCCACUGUGAUAUCAGCGAUUGUGAAAAUGUCGGCCUCUAUGUCACAGACUAUGCCCAAGGCACCUACGAGGACAAUGAAAUUAGUCGAAACGCAUUGGCCGGCAUCUGGGUGAAAAACUACGCCAAUCCGAUAAUGCGUCGAAAUCACAUUCAUCACGGCAGGGACGUGGGAAUUUUCACUUUCGAUAACGGACUGGGAUACUUUGAAGGCAACGAUAUUCACAAUAAUCGUAUCGCAGGCUUCGAGGUUAAGGCUGGAGCCAAUCCGACAGUGGUGCACUGCGAGAUACAUCACGGACAGACCGGCGGUAUUUAUGUGCACGAAAAUGGUCUGGGGCAAUUCAUAGAUAAUAAGAUUCACUCGAACAAUUUUGCUGGAGUUUGGAUUACUUCUAACAGCAAUCCUACUAUAAGGAGAAAUGAGAUUUAUAAUGGACAUCAGGGUGGAGUGUACAUUUUUGGUGAAGGCAGAGGCCUAAUAGAACACAACAACAUUUACGGCAAUGCUUUGGCUGGUAUACAAAUUCGGACCAACAGUGACCCCAUUGUGAGGCAUAAUAAAAUCCAUCAUGGCCAGCAUGGUGGUAUUUAUGUCCAUGAAAAAGGCCAGGGACUGAUUGAAGAAAACGAGGUCUAUGCCAACACAUUAGCAGGAGUUUGGAUAACAACGGGCAGCACACCAGUACUAAGGCGGAAUCGAAUCCAUUCGGGCAAACAAGUCGGAGUCUACUUUUAUGACAACGGUCAUGGCAAACUGGAGGACAACGACAUAUUCAAUCAUUUGUAUUCAGGCGUACAAAUCAGGACAGGCAGCAAUCCUGUGAUUAGAGGAAACAAGAUCUGGGGUGGGCAAAAUGGCGGCGUUUUAGUUUAUAACGGAGGCCUAGGACUUUUAGAGCAAAACGAAAUAUUUGACAAUGCCAUGGCGGGAGUUUGGAUCAAGACUGACUCGAAUCCCACAUUGAAAAGAAACAAGAUUUUCGAUGGACGCGAUGGGGGAAUUUGUAUAUUUAAUGGAGGAAAAGGUAUUCUAGAAGAAAACGAUAUAUUCCGUAACGCGCAGGCGGGCGUAUUAAUAUCGACACAAUCGCACCCGAUCCUGCGACGCAAUCGCAUCUUCGACGGCCUCGCAGCCGGAGUAGAAAUCACCAACAACGCCACCGCAACGUUGGAGUUCAAUCAAAUCUUCAAUAAUAGAUUUGGCGGUUUGUGUUUGGCCAGCGGCGUACAACCCAUCGUCAGAGGCAACAAAAUAUUCAACAAUCAAGACGCUGUCGAAAAGGCCGUGUCCAAUGGACAGUGUCUUUAUAAAAUUUCAUCGUAUACGUCGUUUCCUAUGCACGAUUUCUAUAGAUGUCAGACCUGUAAUACUACUGACCGUAAUGCUAUCUGUGUUAAUUGCAUAAAAACUUGCCAUGCUGGCCAUGAAGUUGAGUUUAUACGACAUGACAGAUUCUUUUGCGAUUGUGGGGCAGGCACGUUAACCAAUCAGUGCCAGCUACAAGGCGAACCUACUCAAGAUACUGAUACUUUGUAUGAUUCGGCAGCACCCAUGGAAUCGCAUACUUUAAUGGUAAACUAGAGUACAUGAUUUUUUAUUUAUUUUUUUUUGAUGAAUUGAGUGCAGCCUAUUUUGUAUUAAAAUCUCUUUGGGAAAGCAAAGAUUACUUUGUUGAUGGUUAAAGUUUGAUUACUUUUUGUGCAAACAGGAUACUAGGAAUGUUUUGGAUAUUUUUAUAAAAUAUGAAAUUGAUCUGAUAAUGAUCCCUUAUAAACUUUCUGAUUUGCCUACAGAUAAAUGAAUACUUUGACCAUUUUCAAGAUAGCACUUUGUCUUUAAGCACUUAAUUUUUUUUGUUUCUGGCACAGUAUUUGAAACAAUUGAUUAUGGAAAUCUAGUCUGGGAAAUAUUUUUAAAAAAAGUUAGGUAAAUUCUUGAGUGAAAAUCAAUUGUAAAACUUGCAAAAUUAUUUUGAAUGCCUAUUACAGCUUUCUAAAAUUAUUCGAGUAGGCGAAAAUAUGCUUGUACAGUUAUUUUUUAGAUGUUUAAUUUUUAUCAAAUACUCCUUUUUUUUUUUCUUUAAAUUAACUGUUAUUUAAUUAUUUUUUUUUUAUUAUUUAUUAUUACAUUAUGCUGUUUAGGGUUGCAACAAAAAAAUGCCUAAGUAUAUUAAUUGAGAAUUUUCAAUGGCAGCCAAUCAAAUCUCGAUUUAAUGUCUGCUUUAUUUUGUUGCAAGUAUCAUAGCUUUAAAAAAUAGAAACUUGAGGGGCUUGUCGAUUGAGCCACUAUUAUUUUUGUGUAUUAUUUAUACAUGUGCAUUGUGUGAUAUGUAGAAGCGCGUUAACAGAAAUAUAAAAAUUUGAUAUCAAUAUUUUAGUUGAUUUUAACGCCUAAAAAAAAAAAUAGGUGAUAUCCAAAUUAUUGUGUUUGAAUAACUAUGUAAAUUAAGCCAGUAUUAAUUUUGGCAAAUAGAGAGUGUAAAUGGGACUUAGUUAAGGUGUGUGUAAAUAUUCUUUUUUAUAAUUCAAUUCUAGCAAUAUUAUACAUUUUUUGAUACUUAAUUAAUUGGACGUGUGUAAAGUAGUGAAGGAUUAUACUUUCUGUUUAUCCAGUCACUGUUAUAGUUAUUAUUAAAGUACAAUACAGUUUUUGUCACUGGUGCCAUAAGACUUUAAUAUUCAAAUUCUGCUGCAAUAUAUUGCUUUUAACUUAAAUCUCUUGCCUAAUAAAAAUUCAUAAAUAUUUGUUUUUCUCUUAUAGUUGUUAUGUUUUGUAGGUUAAGUAGGGCGACGGUUUUGAAUUAUUUUUAAGGGACCCGAGUCCUUAUGUUCCUUGAUUUGAGAUAAAAAAAAAGCGAGAAUUAGUUAUUCGAUGAUUUUUGAUAUGACUGAAAGUUUGAGAGUGUAUUAUAAUAAUGAAGUUUUUUGUAAUAUAAUUCCCUUUUUCUAUUAAUAUCUACCACUUAUUGAUGAUGAUGAUGAUGAAGUUUAGUCGUUAAGUUGCCUAGGCUUAAGUUAAUUGUCAGGCUUUGAAAAAAAAAAUAGAUCUACUGACCAGGAUCCUUGAGUAGAUAGCUAGCACUUGUAUUGUACUGUGUACAUUAUAUACAAAAAAAAAACAAAUAUAUGGUUUAAAAUUUAUUGGAUUUUUAUUUUAUAUGACUGCAUCUGGAUAGUGAGA